Cylicostephanus goldi is the source of this 216-nucleotide messenger RNA. The record is from the annotation of a GenBank genome assembly. Lineage: Eukaryota; Metazoa; Nematoda; Chromadorea; Rhabditida; Strongylidae.
UUACCCGAACCAACAACUGUGACCGUGAUUCCUGAAGUUACAGCCCCUCUAAAAAAGAAGUGCAAAAACACCAUGAAAUUUUCGCCGAAUGCGCAGGCUGUGCUUAUGGGACAGAAGCUGAGCCAGGCGAUCAACGGUGGCUUCGGUAGUGGCAGUGAGGGAGUUCAGCAAUUUAACGAAGGCAUCGACACUCACAUCUGCAAUUACUCGGAAUGA